AUGGGGACUGACAGUGAAAACCCAGUCCUGAGGAAUGUGCUCAUCAGCUUCAACUUGCUUCUGCUGGGUGCCAUCCUCAAACCUUUCGAGUGCCGGCUGGAGGUGACAACAGAACUGGCCAAAAGGCCAGCAGUGGAUGAGGACAGUGGCCUUGCCAACUGCAGCCCACCCAUCAAAGAGCAGCCCAUGGUCUUCCACCACAUCUACAACAUCAACAUCCCCCUGGACAGCUGCUGCUCGUCCAUGUUCAAGUCUUCAGCCGAGGAGGUGAGUUCAGAAGACGACCGGCUGACAGAGUACACGGAGCAGACCUCCGACAGUGAGAGCCAGGUCACCUUCACCCACAGGAUAAACUUGCCCAAGCAGGCCUGCAAGUGCUCCACCUCCCUCCCAUCCCUGCAGGAGCUGCUGAGCAGGAUUGAGAUGCUGGAGAGGGAGGUCUCCAUGCUCCGGGACCAAUGCAACUCCAAUUGCUGCCAAGAAAAUGCAGCCACAGGGCAGCUGGAUUACACCCCGCAGUGCAGCGGCCACGGGAACUUCAGCCUGGAGUCGUGCAGCUGUGUGUGCAUGGAGGGCUGGGCAGGCAGCAACUGCUCUGAGCCCCGCUGCCCCCGGGGCUGCUCCAGCCGCGGCGUCUGCCUGGAGGGCCAGUGCAUCUGUGACAAUGACUACGGGGGCGAGGACUGCUCCCAGCUCCGCUGCCCCGCCGGCUGCGGCUCCCGCGGGCUCUGCGUGGAUGGCGAGUGUGUCUGCGAGGAGGGUUUUGCCGGGGAUGACUGCUCCCAGCUGCGGUGUCCCCGCGACUGCUCGGGGAAGGGCCACUGCGCCAAUGGCACAUGCAUCUGCCAGGAGGGCUACGCCGGGGAGGACUGUGGGUGGCUGCACUGCCCCAACGCCUGCAGUGGCCGUGGGGUCUGCCAGGACGGUCUCUGCAUCUGCGAGGAAGGCUACGAAGGGCAGGACUGCUCAGCAGUGGCUCCUCCUGAAAACCUGCGAGUGAUGGGGAUCACAGACAGCUCCAUCGAGCUGGUGUGGGACAGCCCUGGGGAAACCACCGAGUAUGUCGUCUCGUACCAGCCAGUGGGGCCAGGGGGCACCCAGCUCCAGCAGCGGGUGCCAGGGGACUGGAGCAGCAUCACCAUCACGGAGCUGGAGCCAGGCGUUGCCUACAACAUCAGCAUCUACGCAGUCAUUGGCGACGUCUUGAGUAUCCCUGUUACCUCCAAGGUGAUGACCAACCUCGCCACACCACAGGGGCUGAAGUUCAAGACCAUCACAGAGACGACAGCAGAGGUGCAGUGGGAGCCCUUCUCCUUCCCUUUCGAUGGCUGGGAGAUCAGCUUCAUCCCCAAGAACAACGAGGGUGGCGUGAUCGCCCAGCUCCCCAGCACUGUCACCACCUUCAACCAGACAGGGCUGAAGCCAGGGGAAGAGUACACUGUCACCGUGGUGGCCCUGAAGGAACAAGCCAGGAGCCCUCCCACCUCCGACAGCGUCUCAACACUCAUUGACGGCCCGACGCAGAUCCUGGUGCGGGACGUCUCCGACACGGUGGCCUUCGUGGAGUGGACGCCGCCGCGUGCCAAGGACGCCAUCUUGCUGAAGUACGGGCUGGCGGAUGGGGAGGGGGGGAGGACCACCUUCCGCCUGCAGCCCCCCCUCAGCCAGUACUCCCUGCAGGCCCUGCGCCCCGGCGCCCGCUACCACCUCGCCGUCAGUGCCCUCCGGGGUGCCAACGAGAGCCGGCCAGCCCUCGCCCAGUUCACCACAGAGAUCGAUGCCCCCAAGAACCUGCGGGUGGGCUCGCGGACACCUGCCAGCCUCGAGCUCGCCUGGGACAACAGCGAGGCCGAGGCGCACAGCUACAGGGUGGUCUACAGCACCCUGGCUGGGGAGCACUACCAUGAAGUCCUGGUGCCGCGGGACACUGGUCCCACCACCCGGGCCACCCUUGCAGAUCUGGUGCCAGGGACAGAGUACGGCAUUGGGAUUUCGGCUGUGAUGGACAGCCAGCAGAGCGUGCCAGCAACCAUGAACGCCAGGACAGAGCUUGACAGCCCCCGGAACCUCCUGGUGACAGCCUCCACGGACACGUCCAUCUCACUGACCUGGACCAAAGCCACAGGUCCCAUCGAUCACUACCGUGUCACCUUCACCCCUGCCUCAGGGAUGGCCUCCGAAGUGACGGUGCCCCAGGACAAGUCACAGCUCACCCUCUCGGAGCUGGAGCCUGGGACAGAGUACACCAUCUCCAUCAUCGCAGAGAGGGGACGCCAGCAGAGCCUGGAGGCCACCGUGGAUGCCUUCACAGGGGUCCGGCCCAUCACACAGCUCCACUUCUCCCAGCUGACAUCCUCCAGUGUGAAUGUCACGUGGAGUGAUCCAUCCCCACCAGCAGACCGCCUCAUCCUCACCUACAGCCCCCGGGAUGAAGAGGAGGCGCAGCAGCUCAUGCUCGAUGGCACCCGCAGGCACGCCAGCCUGAUGGGCUUGCAGCCAUCCACUGAGUACCUGGUGUCACUGGUGGCCGUGCACGGCGCCGUCAGCUCCGAGCCUGUCAUGGGCUCCAUCACGACAGGGAUUGAUGCACCGAAGGACCUCAGGGUGGGCAACAUCACCCAAGAGUCCAUGAUAGUCUACUGGAGCCCUCCCAUUGCUGCCUUUGACCACUAUAGAAUAUCCUACCGUGCUGCUGAAGGAAGGACAGACAGCACCGCCAUUGCCAGCGAUGCCACCGAGUAUGCCCUCCACCACCUGCAGCCCGCCACCAAGUACGAGAUUGGGGUGAAGAGCAUGCGGGGCCGGGAGGAGAGCGAGGUGGCCUCCAUCACCGUGCACACAGCUAUGGAUGCCCCCUUGGAGGUCACAGCCACCAACGUCACCCCCACUGAGGCGCUGUUGCAGUGGAACCCACCACUGUCAGAAGUGGAGAGCUACGUCUUCGUUCUUACCCGCCAUGCAGUUGCAGGAGAAACAAUUCUUGUGGAUGGAAUGAACCAGGAGUACCAGCUGACCAACCUCUUGCCCAGUACCACCUACACAGUCUCUAUGUAUGCCACCAAUGGUCCUCUCACCAGCCAGACCAUCAGCACCAACUUUACAACUCUUUUGGAUCCUCCAACAAAUCUGACCGCAAGUGAAGUCACUCGACGGAGCGCCCUGCUCUCCUGGGUGCCUCCCAUGGGAGAGAUCGAGAACUACGUCAUGACCUACAGAUCCACCGAUGGCAGCCGGAAGGAGCUGAUUGUGGAUGCCGAGGACACGUGGAUCCGCCUGGAGGGGCUUUCCGAGACCACAGAGUACACGGUGCGCCUGCAAGCUGCCCAAAAUGCCAUGCGGAGCGGCUACAUCUCCACCACCUUCACCACAGGCGGCCGUGUCUUUGCUAACCCUCAGGACUGCGCCCAGCACCUGAUGAACGGAGACACGCUGAGCGGCGUCUACACCAUCUCCAUCAACGGGGACCUCAGCCAGCGAGUGCAGGUGUACUGUGACAUGACCACCGACGGAGGCGGCUGGAUUGUCUUCCAGAGGCGGCAGAACGGGCUGACCGAUUUCUUCCGGAAAUGGGCAGAUUACCGGGUGGGCUUCGGAAACUUGGAGGAUGAGUUUUGGCUGGGCUUGGACAACAUCCACAAGAUCACGUCCCAGGGGCGCUAUGAGUUGCGAAUAGACAUGAGGGAUGGCCAGGAAGCAGCGUACGCCUACUACGACAAGUUCUCCAUUGGCGACUCCCGCAGCCUGUACAAGCUGCGAAUCGGGGACUACAACGGCACUUCAGGGGACUCCCUCACCUAUCACCAGGGCCGCCCCUUCUCCACCAAGGACAGGGACAAUGACGUCGCUGUGACCAACUGCGCCAUGUCCUACAAAGGGGCCUGGUGGUAUAAGAACUGCCACCGCACCAAUCUCAACGGCAAGUACGGAGAGUCCCGGCACAGUCAGGGGAUUAACUGGUACCAUUGGAAAGGCCACGAGUUCUCCAUCCCCUUUGUGGAAAUGAAGAUGCGACCUUACAACCACCGUAACAUCUCUGGGAGGAAGCGACGGUCCCUACAGCUCUGAGCCAGCUGAACUCCCUCCCGCCUCCCACCACCUGACCU
Nipponia nippon (crested ibis) is the source of this 4103-nucleotide messenger RNA. The record is from RefSeq and is a predicted model, not a curated record. NCBI's taxonomy places the organism in Eukaryota, Metazoa, Chordata, Aves, Pelecaniformes, Threskiornithidae.